This is a messenger RNA of Solenopsis invicta (red fire ant), 8321 nucleotides long. RefSeq names its product tetraspanin-5 (gene Tsp26A). Gene Ontology annotation, biological process: protein maturation; protein localization to plasma membrane. NCBI's taxonomy places the organism in Eukaryota, Metazoa, Arthropoda, Insecta, Hymenoptera, Formicidae. Bases 724 to 1659 code for a protein of 311 amino acids. The record is from RefSeq and is a predicted model, not a curated record. Gene Ontology annotation, cellular component: membrane. The transcript has 10 exons.
GACCGUGCUGAAGAGAAUCACGAGAGCAAGGAGGACAGCGAGUGAAAGAGAAAGAGAGAUCGACGAGGUCGUUCGAAGGUGGGAGCGCGAGGUGCCCGAGCAACGGAGGAGAAGCAGAUGUCUGAAGGGAAGGGGAUGGCGCACGGGGGUGGUGGAGCGCGCAACGUGCAGCGCGGGGACAGGCGGUGGUCGCGACUUGCUGGCAGUCUCGUUGAUCCGGCUGCGAGCAGUGCGCGCCGUGACGUGACAAUGGCGGUAGUCGUAAUUGCGGUACGGUGCGAUACUGUGAUCAGCUGAUCGACCGAGUCUGAGAGAAAAGGGUAGAGAGAAAGAGAGAGAGAGAGAGAGAGAGAAAAAGAGAAAGAGAGAAAGGGCCGAGAUCGCGAGAUCGAGAGUGAAAGCGAGAGAAAGGACGCGCGGGUAUCUUUAAAGAGGCACCGACCACGAGAAAGAGAGGCCCCCGAAAGAGUUUGCCCCCUCGCAAACCGUCUCGCGCUUAGUCAUGUCGUCGCACUCGUGAUCGGGUUCGAAGGUGUGUGCUCCUCGUUCUCCCCCCCGGUUGUAUGUGAAUUAUACAGUGUGCCGCCCCGGCGCUCUCCCCAGCUUCCCUGCCCCUCGCCCGUCCCCGUUCGUCGUCACGCGCGUACAUCCGCCCGGUGUGUUGUGUCUGUGCGGCACGUAUGCGUGGGGUUCGCACGACCGGUAGAUAAAUGUCUCUCAGUCAUGCCCGCCGUGCGGAAGUACCGAAGGGAUACCAGCGAGGUGAGCUGCUGCCUCAAGUACGUGAUCUUUGGAUUUAACGUCAUGUUCUGGUGGCUCGGUCUGGGCAUCAUGGCAGUGGGCGUCUGGGCAUGGACCGAAAAGGACACCUUCAACAACCUGUCCCGCCUCACGAACGUCGCACUCGAUCCAGCAUUUAUCCUUAUUCUAGUCGGUACAGUGACAUUUAUCAUCGGUUUCACGGGAUGCGUCGGCGCGCUACGGGAGAACACGUGCCUCCUCGCUGCGUACGCGAUAUUUCUGGCACUACUGCUGCUGAUGGAAAUGACUGCCGGUGUUUUGGGAUUCAUCUUCAAAGAUUGGAUAAAGUCACAAGCUACGGGGGGCUUCCAAGCGUUCAUCAUUCACUACAGAGAGGAUCCCGAUCAGCAGAAUCUCAUCGACUGGAUUCAAGAAGAUUGGUUGCAAUGUUGCGGCAUCGAGGGUCCGAAGGAUUGGGACCGUAACAAUUAUUUCAAUUGUUCGUCGAGCGACAUUGGCUCGAGGGAAGCGUGCGGCGUGCCUUUUAGCUGUUGCAAGCGAAAACCUAAUGAAAUCAUUAAAAAUAAACAAUGCGGUUACGACGUAAGAAAACCCAGUUACACGGGAGAGAGGAGUAUAUUCGAGCGGGGUUGCCUAAGAGCGGGCGAGGAGUGGCUAGAAUUGAACCUCGUACCCGUCGCUGGUACCGUGGUCAGCACCAUGGUUCUGCAGAACUUCGAGGUCGCCAAAGUGAUUUACGAAAAAGGUUGCAUACAGGCCGGCGAGGAGUGGAUAGAACGAAAUCUCCUCGCGAUUGCCAGCGGUGCGGUUGGCACAGCGUUCACUGAGAUUCUGGGAAUCUGCUUCGCGCAGAAUCUGCGAGCGGAUAUAUUCGCGCAAAAGGCGAAGUGGCAUUGACAAUCGCGUGCCCCCACGGCAGUCUAGCAUCUUGUCUUUAUAGAUGCUAACCGGCUACGUUGAUCGAAUUAUCAAGGUCUCGACGCGAACUCGGGACUCCGGCGAGCGGACUGAUCGGAUCUUUUCCUGGACGAAGAGAGAAUCCCGGACACCUCGAAGGAUUUUCACGAUCGAGACAACAUCGAUGAACUGCGAUUCUCCGACGAUAAUGAGAUCCGUCCGAUAGCGCUGCGUUUCGCACCGCUCGAAUCCUUCGACUUGUAAAUAUACGAGAAAAUUCGCAGUUGCGCGCGACGACCUCGUCCUGCUCCUUCCGUACCGUCCAAUCGAUUAAUCGCCCGAUUUGUCGAAUAAUGAGAGAAAUUGAUUGUUUUCAAAGUUCCUUAUUUAUCGCGUGCUGAUUAUCGUUCUUGAGUAGAUUUCUUGUCGUAAAUACAGACGGAGUAAUCUUCAAAAGUAACGUUUAAAUCUAAAUAAUUUCCUAAAUUUAUCAGCAUGCAUGUUAAAGAUAUUUUGCACCUUAUUUAUUUACGGCAUUGUAAUUUAAUCGUUUUACACAACAAUUGAUAAAAAUAUAAAUUUUUACGUGAUUUAUAUUAAAAUGAGAAUUGAUAAAGUUUACACAAAACUUUAAUUUUAAAUUAGUGAUAUUUAAUUCCAAUGGGAUUUCUCAAUUUUGGCAAAUUAUCAUUCAACGUUAUAUAAUAGAAAAUUUAUUUUGUCAUAUAUGUAUGUUUUUAUUAAUUAAGAUCAAUUUCUCUCGCUAUAAAACAACGUCGACGAGAAGACGCUGGUUGUCGCGACGCAAGCGUUCAAGAAGCGUGCAAGAAGGUUUUUCGACGAGUGCAUCGCAGUAUAUCGUCACGAAACAUCCGAUGUAACGUUUGUCUUCAUCACCGGAGCGGAACGUCUCGAUGUUUCAUCUCGACGUUGUUGCCUGCGAAACGUAUUUAUUUCUUUGCGAGAAAUCAUGCGCCAAAAUAUUUCUCUUAAAAAUUGCGAAAUCCAGGCAUCCGCGCUUUUAAAUAAUUGCUUUACAAAUUUGACAUGAGUCUAAUGUAUCAAAAUUGAAUUUUCGAAAAUUGUGGAAGAGCCCAUUUCUUUCAACGAAUCAUUCAAAUUUGUAAAAUAGUCUCUAACAAAGAUAUUUUUGAGACAGAUUCUUGCACAGUAAUAAUUGCUCUUUAAAUCGAAAUUAGUGAAAUCUAAUUUCAGUGCUAUACUUAUAACUAUAUUAAUUAAUGAUAUAUGUACUAUCUUUCAGUGAUAAUAUACUGAUUCCGAACAAUGAAAGUACUCCUCUUUUUAUCGGAAUUACUGAAAGACAAGGAAUAGUGAUACUCAUAAUUGUAACACUACACAUCAAUGAAUGACACUGAUUUCAAUUUAGAUAGUAUAUUUCUUUGUUAAUAUUUCUUUUAAUUAAUUAAAUUUCAAUACGUAUGACUUAAAUUACAUCUUGAGCAACGGCAAUAAAGCUGGCUUGACUAAAUCAUCUCAUUGUACAAAAUGGUUAUAUGUACGGAUAUUUGUUUAGUAUAUCCGGGUUUCUCAAACCGACAAGUCAACAAGCGAUCACAAGUGACACUCAAAGCAAUGGACUCGAUUCCACGGAAAAUCGAUACUCUUAAGGCAAACAAUGGAAUCUCAUCCGGUGCCUGGUACUCGCAAUUCGAUCUCUCUCGAGACGCCUUAGGGCUGAUUGCAUCAAUAUCGAUUAUCGUUACUAAUCGCGGUUAACUGCAUUUUCGUUUUCUGCCUACAUAAGUCUGCCACAAUUUAAAUUGUCAAUGAAAAUUAUUUAAUCAAAUCGAAAACUAUCGAUCCGGUUAACUCUUAGGCCCGAUUACACCAAAGUUAAUUAUCGUCAACCGUUAUUUAUCGAAUAUUUUCUAUUGGAACUCAGUCGUACGAAACAUGUACAAGAAAUGAACGCAUUAGCGAAGUUAAACGACAGAUGCAACUCCUUCCGGGCUCGCGCGGAACCGCUCGACCGUUGCAGGACACGGUCGACUGCGGAAUCCCGUUCUCUCUUUCCUCCGGGGACGAAGAAAAGUCGAUACGUUUCGCGCAUUUAGAAUAGGAAAAGACAGACGAACGCUCUCGCCUAGGAUUCGCGAGUUACAAUGUGCUGUCGAGCGCCGUUAUAAGGUCGGUCAACGUGACGUCGUCGUGGGGGCGCGGUGAACGAGAGAAGUCAACUUCACCGCACAAGUGAACCAGAAACAACUUACCGCCGUAUAUACUACGGCAGCCAUACAAUAUACAACAAGUAUACAAUAAUAAUUUUCCCUUGUUCCCAAUCGGUCGACAAAACGACACAGUAAUGGAUCCACCGGGUGCCACCUCGGGCAUAUCGAUUCCUCUUGAUUGCAUACAUUCCAUCCCUCCAUCGAUGGGCCAGGUGCCCGUCAUACACCGUGUCUACCGCACUGUAUAUCGAGAAUCGCAUCGAAAGCACUCCUUCGAUUUUACGAUCGCGACUGUUUGUUGUCACGGUAACUGCGAAUGUAAACAAAAAUAAAUUCAAAGCUUCAAACAUUUUGACGCAACAAAUAAUUCCUCGCACAUUUCAUUAUAUUUUUUAAAAACACAAUUAAAUAAAAGAGGAACUUUUAAUCUUUGAAUUUCCCGUUGAAAUUUACGCGCGACGGAAUUUAAUACUCCAGGCUGGAAAAAAAUGACGACAGCUUGCGCAAACAAACACAGUCGUAAAUUACGAUAAUCGUUUGAGUGUUCAUCGAUUUGAAAUAAUUCACGUGAGAGAUAAUAUCGAAGGAUUUCGACAUGUGCCGCUGAAGGGUCGCUGGUAAAAGCGGAUUUUAUAUUGCAUAGUGUAAAUUAUGCGGGGUAUGUACAUGUAUUACAUGGUUUACGUGCAUUAUACUGUGCGAGUAGACGCGGGUGGCAUAACGUGCUAACUUGGGCUGUUAAUAUUUAUAAAUCUUGUGUGCUGGGAAACGCGACGGUUCUAUGUAUUUAUUUAUGCUCGAACUUAACAACAACGGGGCAAAAGUUUGCGGCGAUGGCUGGGGGAGAAAUGUUUCGCGAGGCUUUCUCGAAUCUUCGAAAAUUUAUUUCUUUGCCGCGAAUGAAGAUAGAUAAGGUCACUUUUCCGAAAGCAUCACGCGGCUGGACCGUGCGCAAAGCUGACUUGCAAUAUCUCGUAAACUGCCGAUUUUCAUGACAACGAGAUGCAAGUUGUACGUAAUACGUCUUAUUUGAAAUGAAUUUCUUAAUUAAUUAAAAAAUGCGGUUGUUUUAAAUGUACGAAAAAAUAUGUAUAGAUAAUUAUACAAAGAACAUGUCAUCUUAAUUUUUAAAUUUAUGUUUUGAGAAAUUUCCUCUAAAAAAACCGCAAAUCACAAAUGCGUUGUCCAAAUGAUCGAUCUACGUGUCAAUCGAUCGUAUGAAACCUGUUACUGAGAUGGUUCGAGCAUAAAUGCGAUAUAAGUCAUUCCGAUAUCUUUGUUUUAAGAAUCGCUUCUUAAAUGACGGAAUUCCCAGUAAAUCUCGUCGCAUCACGGUAGAUAGCCGAAUAUAUACAAUUAACGAGACAUUUGGAGGAACGCCGUUGUUAUUUCACGAAAUUUGCGAAUUUAUUGUUAACCCGAAAACAACUCUAUCGUGAAUUCGCGGUGCUGUGAUCCGUUAGUUACUCGUUUCGCCGUAUAAAGGAGUUAAGUUAACCGACAAUUGUAAUUUUUUACGAGCCAUCGACGCGAAUGAAGGAAGCGGGUUUAGCAAAGGCUGUGCUAUUUAAGACGAUACUCUCGAAGUAAUGCUCUCUCUCUAUAUAUAUAUAUAUAAUUGUUUUUAAUCGUCGUCCUCCCUCUUUCUCUCUCUUUCUCUGUCUCUCAUGUGUUCAACGACGACGGCAUGAGCGGCGGAUGUGUACAUGUUUUAACGACGACCGUGUACAUACAGACCCGCAGCGAUCUAGAUAUAUUUUGCCAAGAUUGAAAUGUAGAAAAGAAUCGCGAUAGUAUUCCUUAGGGAAAUAAGAAUUUACUCUUUUAGAAACAAAUACAUCUCGAUAUUCAUAACAAUAUGUAGCGCAUACGCGAAGUGUAUCGCGGUUUCUAUAUUUCAUUCGCAAGCACGUGCGGCAAGCGGACACAUACAUAGUAUAAAAUCGUCGAAACAAUUUGCUAAACCCGACAUUCCGGCCCGUGCACCGACCCAUUAACCCGAGUUGUUAACCUGAUCCGAUAUCCUCAUCGAGACAACCGCAACAGGCAAUCUCGCCAAAGAAUAUACGGAUCACGUGACACGAAUUAAACCAGUUUCUCUCUUUCUCUCUCUCUUUUGAUUUAAAUAUAUACUGUAGUGCGUCGAGCGUUAAGUUAGUGCGCGAUUUAACCCGAUUUCCAUAUCUCCGCGAGAGAUUGCCUCGCCUUUUUCGCCUUAUUCUCCGUUAAAUUUACCCAAGCCGCGGAUCAAGCACGUCGAUCAUCGCGCUUCUCCGUUUCACAUCGCGUCGUUAAAUAUCAGUUACUUAGGUUUAUAAGAUAUCUAAUCGUUGCCGCAAGAUCGAGCCAGUAAUGUGGUUGAGCAAUUUAGUUUUAAUUAUUCACAAGAGAUCUACGCUGCAGCCGUCCUUCGAAAGCCGUGAUCCGAGAUCAGUUUUAUUUCCAAAACUAACUUCUAAAAUGGCGAAAUAGUUUCUCAUGUCUUGCGUGAUAUUUAAACGACAAGUUUAACAAGUUUUGACAAGUUUUUGGUCUCUCUGUGCACGAUUCAUCAUUGCGUCUUUGUAAUUUCUCAUAAAUAUUUGCACAUUUAGACUUUGAAUGCGAUGACGAAUGCAUAUAAUUUUUGUUUAUUAACUUUAUAAUAAAAAUAUGAUUUUACAUUUCUUCUUUUGUUGUUUUUUCUUCUUUCACUAAUUUUAUUUACUUUAUUUUAUUUAGUUAUAAUUUUAAUAACUUUACCGAUUAAUCUCGAACAGAGAAAACUCGAUGAAAAAACCCGAGAUAAAUUUAUCUGAUCAAAUUAGAGAUUAGAUUUAUCUCGGAUGAGAAAGCUCGAGAUAAAUUUUAUCUAUGUACACUUAACUUUAAUGUUGAUAUUGGUGUUUAUGUCUUCUUGUUUACACGUUUUUCUUAUUUUACAUAAAUAUAUUCAAUAAAUUUGUUUUUAUACAAAAAAAUCCACAAUUUUUAAGUAUUAAGAACAAAAAAAGCUCUUGACGAUUUUAUUAAUAAUAUCUAAGAUAUUUCUUAUGAUAUUAAUGGCAAUGCACGUAGUAAAACUUAAAUGUAAAAGUAUUCACAGUUGUCUUCAUAAAGUAAUCGAUAAUGACCCAGCAACCUGAGAUAACCCGAUAAUUUGUAUCUUACUAUUCGAUCCGUCUACUAUGUCUUACGGGCGAUUACAACGUUGACAUUUGUUCUUUCGAAUUCCUGUAAAUACUGUACAUGUACUUGUAAAAAAAGAAAAAAAAGAACUAAGAGAUAGUUUAAUCGCUUGACCAACACCGUUAUACGGUGAACAAAGAUGAUGUAAUAUAACGUUUUCCCCGUGUAGAAUAAAAAAAAUGGAAUUUAUUAGGACCGAUCGAUUGCCGACCGGCAAUCCAAAUCUUGUAAAUACGUAACCGUGUACGAUGAUAUCGUUAUAAUCGAACUAAAUCACUUAUUGUGCCAAAAACGUGCAGUCAAAUUCGACACUUCUUAAAAUGAACUUAGAAGAUAAUCACAAAAAUGUAUGAUCGAAUAGUUUAUACUGCGUUACGUCCCCAUUUUUUAGAACUAUUUUACAUUUUACUUCUCCUACAGCUUUCUAAUGCGUAUUCCAUGUUUUUUUUUAAAUGUGGCUCUAAAGCAAUUUAAAGCUUUUCAAUUUAAACUAUUUAAUAUGGUAUUAUUCAAAGCAUCCAAGUAAUGUAAUUAAAAGCAGAAGAAAUUUAUUACGCUCGGCAAUUAUGCUGCACAAUUAUACUUAUCUGUAUUUUAUACAACUCGUGUAUGUAACAGUACACGCGCUGAUGUACACCCAAUGUAAAUAAGAGCGAAACACGUCCGAGUAGACUAACUAAUCAGACAAAGCCCGAUGUUCUUACUAUUUCGAUCCUACUGAGCUUCGCUUCGUUAAGCUGCAGCGAAAAAUUCUGAGGGAAGCGAACCGAGUGCCUCUCGUUAUUUCGAAGGCCGGUAGAGAAAUCAUAAUGAAGCGUAUCCCUCGUGCCACAAAUGCGUUCGAAUAAUGGCUCGAAAAAGCUUACGGAGUUCAGGUUCGUUAAUUGCACGGAAAAAGAAAUUCGCCAUGAAGGAACUGAAGGAAGUUCGUAUAAGUUGAUUACGAUUUACGUGCUGCCUUAAUUUUUAAUAUAGCCUCGAUUAAACGAUUACGAAAUAUAUGAGCCACGAUUGUCAAACGCGCUUCGAACCGUCACUGAAAUAAUUACGACCACUGCCAUUGUGGUGUAUGACCUUUUGAUAAUUUGCGAUUUAUUGUAUCGGUACGACUAUAUACAUAUGUAAUAUAGGUAAAUAGCACGUACUCCUAAGUGUAAUCAUUGUAAUUGAACUAAUGUAAAUACAGCCACAUACUUUUCUUGUAACGGUUAAGAGAUUACUACUUGUAAUGUUUUUAUGGGCAACAAAUGAACAUUUAUACCCGAUCGACGUGUGAGUCAAUAAAAAUUACGAUAAUUGGUA